AGGCGUAUACCUUAGGGAAAAAGUUGCGUCUUUCAUGCCUCAACUAAGAAGUCGUACGCCUUUUGGGAGCACCUGAGUUAAAAAAAAAAAAAAAAAACUACUAACACUCUGAUAAGGCUUUGACGAGCAUCAAAACCUCCUCUCGACGAAGCUUCAUUCUUCCAAAGCUUCGUAUCUCUCCAACGACACCUCCACCUUAUCGUCUCUCUCCGACGAGUCGUCAACUGCUUCCGAGGUAUCAUAUCUCUCCGACGACCCCUUCGGAGCUCUCGUCUCUUUCCAAGCUAGGGCCUGGCUUCGAAGACUCCUCCGGCUUCUUGCCUUUCUCCGACAAGUCGUCAAUUGCUUCCGAGGUCCGACAUCUCCUUCGGAGCUCUCGUCUCUUUCCAAGCUAGGGUCUGGCUUUGAAGACUCCUCUAGCCACUUGCCUCUCUCUAGCGACCCUCUACAGCCUCUCGUCUCUCUCCGCGACCCCCUACAACCUCUCUGCUUCGAGGAAUCCUAUAGAUCGGGUCUAGCAGGCUAGAGGAGCCGGGCUAGUGGUGUGAAUUUUAUGUAGGUAGUGUGUAGAUAGAGAUUUUAUUUUUGUUUAGUUUUAUGAGAUGUAAUUAUGUGAAAAUGGAUAUAUUUGUGUAUAAAGAUAAUUAGAACUCUGGUAAUAUAAUUUGAGGAUUUUAUAUUUUAUUUCCGCUGCGUAUGUGUAUUUUAUAUUUGAUGAAUAAGGUAUCAAGUACACUGACGUCACUAAAGUAGCACUCCGGGCCCACGUUGCGGGUUGGGGUCGUUGCAUAGGAGAUCAUAUUUUAUGUUCUUUAUGGAUUGUAUUGAUUUAUUUUAUGCAGCUGUGUUUUUAUGUACUUUCUCAGCCAUGAAUACAGUUCCUUUUCCAUCUUUGGCGCCACCAUCUGCCUAUUUUCCGAUGGUACCACCUGAUCCACCACCAUCGAGUGCUUUUUGGCAGACUACAACUGUGAUUGAUCGCUUGAAAGAGCUGCGAGACACCAUAAAUCUUGCAAAGGCAAUGCAGAAAGAGUUGGAGAUGUUCUCUGUGCUCAAAGAUGUCAACCGGCCUAUAGAGUAUGUAGAUAAUGGUUCUACUGAGACUUCAGUCUCUAAGUUUUCUGAGCUUUUAAAAGAUAGGGGAAUUAGUUUGACAUCCCAAGAAUCACUUUCGGUGGAAGCCACAAAUUCCUUGAUUUUGAAAUUAAGAGCUCAUCUUGAGCCAUUUAGAGUUAUCACAGAUGAGAGAAGUCCUUGGGAGGAAAAAUCUGCCGCUGUCAGAUUGUGCAAUAAAAUGCAGAAGUCCAAACGAAAUAAACUGUGGAGGAAAAGGAAAAGGAAACGUCUUGCCGAAACGCAUGCAAGGGAGCGUGAACGAUUUGAUCAUGCUGAUCAAGAAGCUGAUGAGUGGAGGGCCAGAGAGAUUGCAAAAGAUAUUGCAAAACGCAAGGUUGAAAAGAUGAAGGAAAUUGCAAAGCUUAAAGCCAAAGAAGAGAGAAAGAGACUCGAAUCUGAGCUCGAACUGGUAUUAAUUGUAGAGAAGCUGCAACAAUUACGCUCCAUCCGGAUCCAAAAAUUGAAAAAACAAGGACAUUUUCUGCCAGAUGAGGAUGACAAAUUUCUUGAGAGAGUUCGAGCAGCAGUUGAGGAGGAGGAGCGGCAAGCAAUGGCUGCAGCUGACACGGAUGCUGCUAAGGAUGCGAUUGCAACUGCUGAGGAAUCUAGGAAAAUCAACCAGGGACAGUGGCCUGACUCAAAAGAUCUAAGCAGUGAAUAUGGUCAAAAUGGAAAAAGCCAAGACCAGAUGACUGAGAAUGAAAAUAGAGGUGGCUCUAGUGCUGCUGCAAAUGAGAAAUCUCAAAAACGAGUUGAGGAUCGAGGCUUUGAUGGGGCCUAUGAUUCUGUGGCAAGUUUACCCAUUGAGUUCUAUCAUUAUUACCAUGGCAGCAAUACUGACAUGGGUACACUUAUCGAGGUUAGAAGAACAUGGGAUGCAUACAUCAGACUUGGAGGAAGCCGUAUUCCUGGGCACUUUGUUCAACCGCCACCUCCAGCAGAUGAGAUCUGGGCAAGCUACAUGGUGGGGCACAAAUAAAGCCUUUCUAGUAUGAAUUUUGUGGCUGCUUUGCACAAGAUAAUGCUGCAGCAAGAAAGAAGGGCAAGAUGGUGUGGACAUAGAUGCGAAAUCCAAGCAAUGAUGGGAAUGCAGCUACAUGAUGCAUUGUUGCAGGCGUCCUGAGGAAAACUUGUCUUUGUAUUUUGUAGCCAUUACCAAAGUUGGUUUAGGCAUUGUGUAACAGCGGCUGCAUGUGUUAUGAGUAAUUGGCUCCCACUGUCACUUCGCCUGCGCGCAGAAUCAAGAGCAUCUGAGAAAAAUUGUGGGAAGGAAGCAUUUUAUGGAAGAUGUCUCCAGUUCCUCAAGAUAUUUGCUACCUUGACUUAUUAUUUCCUCAAUCUAAAUUUUACAUAUAGCACAUGGAGGGAAAAAUUCUACUCUUACUAAAGAUCAUUUGUGGUCCAUUGACUUUAGUAAAGACUAUCAUAUUAUUUUGCUCUGAUCUAAUUGAAAAUCACUUUUUUAUGUUCU
Molecule: messenger RNA, 2587 nt
Organism: Malania oleifera
Lineage: Eukaryota; Viridiplantae; Streptophyta; Magnoliopsida; Santalales; Ximeniaceae
Product: U11/U12 small nuclear ribonucleoprotein 59 kDa protein
Exons: 10
Coding region: 806-2095 (429 amino acids)
Source: RefSeq, a predicted model, not a curated record